AUGGAGAAAGGUGAGGAUUCAAGUACAUUCGAAAUGGGGAAUUCUGCACAAGAGAGGAGCUUACCGUAUGUACCCGAUUGUUAUGUCGUCCCGCCUUCUUGCCAACCAUGCGAUUCAGAUUCCGAAAUCGUACCCACGAUUGAUGUUUCUCGGCUGAAAGGUGCCGAUGAUGAACGUCGAGAGGUUAUUCGAGAGCUAAGUUUGGCAUGUCAGCAUCUUGGUUUUUUCCUAAUAGUGAACCACGGAAUAAACCAGGACAUACUAGAUGACGCCUUGGAGGUUGCAAAGGGCUUCUUCGAGCUACCAGCGAAGGAGAAAAAGAAGUUUAUGUCAAACGAUGUGUACGCACCGGUUCGGUACAGUACAAGUCUUAAGGACGGUUUGGACAAGAUCCAGUUCUGGAGGAUUUUUCUAAAGCACUAUGCACAUCCUCUUCAUCGUUGGAUUCAUCUUUGGCCUGAGAAUCCACCCGGAUACAGGGAAAAAAUGGGAAAAUUCUGCGAGGAAGUGAAGAAGCUAUCGAUAGAGAUAAUGGGAGCAAUAACGGAGAGCCUAGGGUUAGGGAGAGACUACCUGUCGUCUCGGAUGGACGAAAACGGCACGCAAGUCAUGGCCGUUAACUGCUAUCCACCGUGUCCGAGUCCUGAGAAGGCGCUAGGCCUGCCGCCGCAUUCAGACUAUAGCUGCAUCACCAUCCUUCUACAGAACUUGGCCGGUCUUAAGAUCUUCGACCCAAUGGCUCAUGGUGGAUCUGGCCGCUGGGUUGUUGUCCCACAAGUCACAGGUGUACUUAAGGUCCAUAUUGGUGAUCAUGUGGAAGUGCUAAGCAAUGGAUUAUACAAGAGCGUCGUUCAUAAAGUCACUUUAAAUGAAGAGAAGACGAGAAUCUCCCUCGCGAGCUUGCAUAGCUUGGAUAUGGACGAUAAGAUGAGAGUACCGUGCGAAUUGGUUAACGAUGAAAAUCCGGUACGGUACAAAGAGAGCAGCUUUAAAGAUUUUCUUGAUUUUCUAGUCAAGAAUGACAUUUCUCAAGGGGAUAGGUUCAUUGACACUCUCAGAAUCAAGGACUGAGUCGAACACGUUGUGGUUCAAGGUGUGUACGAGUAAGAUAUCCCGGUUUGGU
Camelina sativa (false flax) is the source of this 1123-nucleotide messenger RNA. Its product is annotated as flavanone 3-dioxygenase 3-like. The record is from RefSeq and is a predicted model, not a curated record. Lineage: Eukaryota; Viridiplantae; Streptophyta; Magnoliopsida; Brassicales; Brassicaceae.